Molecule: messenger RNA, 888 nt
Organism: Vicia villosa (hairy vetch)
Lineage: Eukaryota; Viridiplantae; Streptophyta; Magnoliopsida; Fabales; Fabaceae
Exons: 4
Coding region: 48-797 (249 amino acids)
Source: RefSeq, a predicted model, not a curated record
UUAUCAAGUUAUCACCAUAAAAUGCAAAAAGCAAACAUCAUUCAUCAAUGGGAGGUGGAACUAUGCAUGUUGAUCAUCUCGUAACUCAAUUGAGGAACUCCCUCAAUAAUAAUUUCUCAUCUUCAUCUUCUUCCAAUCUCAACCCUUCACAUCCAACAGACAACAACACCAAUAAAACCUUAUCUUCAUGUUGUUGUAAUGAUAAACUCUGCAGAAAACGAGAGAUAACAUCAAGUUGUAGUCUCUAUAAUCAUUUAUUUGAAACUGUUCCAUCUCAAAGUGAAGUUGACGAUGCAAUCUCAGCUCUUCAAGAAUUUAUGAAAGCAAUAUCAUCAACAAUCACUAUUCAGCAAAUCUCAGACUCUUAUGAUUCAAGGAUGAUGCUGUCUCGAGGAUAUAAAAGACUUUAUGAUGCUCUUCAGAUGCUACAAGCUGAUCCUGCUGUUAAGAGAUUGGUGGUUUCAUUAUCAUCUGAUGAAGCCAUUUGGGAUGCUGUCAUAAGAAAUGUGUUGCAUCAAAGGCUUCUGGAGUUGCCUCGUUCAGUUAACUGUGAAAGGCCUCGGAUUUCAGGACAGAGAGAGAUUGGCAUGGAAAUCAUAAGCUGGAUAUUUGAUAUCAUGAAAGGAAAGAUUUUGGAGCUGAUGGAAAGUUUUCAGUCACUUAUGAAUGAUUUAUUUCAGUCGCCUAGGAUUGGUAAUGCAACACAGUUGGAUGAAAAAGUUAGGUCAUCUACCCUUCUCUCCAUUGUUAUCCUCUUGAUUGUAAUCAUGGCUAGAUUCCAAAAUCGUCAAGCCUAAUGUGUGUGUAAUUUAUGAACCAUUUGAUCAAGACUGAACAGUUCAAAUUUGAAAUCAACAUUUUAAAUUAUAAAAUAAAAAUUAUUGUGUA